CCAAAGGUUCCAGAAUCCACCAUCCAGAGCGCGCGGCGGCGGUGUUGGCCGUGCGGUGGGGGGAAAUGGCGGCCUCGCCGCCGAGGCAGAAGCCGCGGUUCGCGGCGGUGCCGGAUGCGCUUGCCUCUCUCCCCCUCGAGGUCCUCGACAACAUCUUCUCCCGCCUCCACAUCUACGACGUGGUCCGCACCUCGGUGCUCUCCCGCACGUGGCGGCGCCGGUGGGAGUCGCUCCCCACGGUGGACCUCUCCCAUAGCCCCGGCAUCUGCGCCUCCGACAUCGACGCUCUGCUCCUCCGCCGCGGCUCCGCACCCGUCCGCGCGUUCCGCCUCCCCGCGAGGGACCCCACGUGGAUGAUCUGGAACUACUUCCACGACUGGCUCCUCUGCCUCUCCCGGCGCGGCGUCCGGGACCUAACCCUCGGCUUCCCGUCCCGGUUCAGCCUCUUCCGGCUGCAUUCCUGCCUCUUCUCGUGCCGCGAGCUCACCCGCCUCAGCCUUAUCCACUGCCGCAUCCCACCGGCACCCGCGGGGCUCGUCGGGUUCCCGAACCUCAAGACGCUGCGCCUCGAGACGAUCUUCAUCGCCGCUCAGGAGCACGCGGGGAGGGAGUUCGCGGCCCUGAUAGGCGCGUCGCCGGUGCUUGAGGAUGUGGAGAUGGUCUGCGUGAAGCUUGACGGGGACGGCCCCGAUGAUGAGUGGGUGAUUCGGGCGCCCAAUCUCCGGAAGCUUUCUAUUCUCGGUGCUUUUAAAUAUGGUGGCGUAACAGAAAGCCUCCCGCUGCUUGAGGAAGCGACUUUCUUCGGCACGAAUUGCGCAAAGUUCUUGACUGGGAUGGUGGGAAUCACCAAGCUUGACUUCAGCUUCAUUUCCAUUUGGCCAACUGAAGUUGAUGUCCUGGAGCAGCUUCCCUUCCUGUUUGAGAACCUUAGGUUCUUAUCUGUUACAGUGAAUUUUUGCAAAAUGUGCCACAUUUUUUCUAUGUUCUGCCUGCUCAGAAGUGCCCCUGUUCUUGAGGAACUUGAAGUUUGGGGAUGGAGCGAUGGAACCCAGGAAAUUGAAACAAACAGCGAGUUCUUGAACGCUCAGUGUGCUGAUCAUAUAUUUGCAAAACUUCAUGUUGUCCAUAUGAAGAAGUUUGCAUACCUCGUUAAUGAGAUGCACUUUAUAGAGUUUGUUUUAUUGAAAGCAAGAGUAUUACAAGUGUUAUAUGUCACCCUGGAUUCCUAUGCCACAUGCAGUAAUGAGGAGGUUGUUACUGAAAUAGCAGAAUAUCCUAGAGCUUCAUCUGAUGCUCAGGUCAUCUUCAUGGGAAGAGAACCAGAUCUGCAAAUAAUGAAUGCAGAGGCUUCAUCACCACCGAGGAUUCUGAUGAUGAGAUAUCAGUAGAUAAAGCUCGCCCUCGAAGACGCCAGCGGUUGAAAUCUGAGUCUGUGGCACAAGUGGAGCAGCUUCGGGAGGAGGUACAAAAUCUAGAAAAUGAGGAGGUACAGGUUCUCAGGGACAGAAUACGGUUGAUGGAGGAGAUAUCAGUGCUGUAUAAGGAUGUUGAUAAGUAUGUCAGUUACAACAAAUAUGCCCUUGAGUUGCUGCGCAAAGGAUGCAAUGUUGCCUGCGCUGACCACCAUGCCGCCACUCGUGCAUCGUCAUCGGACCAUGCAGGCACUUCCAAACAAGGAGGCACUCCAGUGGACACUGCCAUCGAUGAUUCCCGUGUGGAUCCUCCAGAAAACCAUGCUGUCGGUGAACCUGGAAAUGUUCAUACGGAUUCUCACCUGAAAUCUCCAGCAGACCAUGACUAACAAGGAGAUUGGUCUAGUGCCACCCCCUCCCCAGCCCCCCCUCUUUCCGCUGUACUAAGCCUGUAAGGCUGUAACUAUCCAGUUUGGUUACAUCCUGGAUUGGAUUGCUGGAUAACGAACGAUGUAUCUUCAAUUUGCUGCCCUUUAUUGCGAACUCCAUAUUUUCAGGAGCUGUGCCAUUUGGCGCAAGCUUGAAAUUUGAAAAUCAUCUGGUUUAAGCAUCAA
Panicum virgatum (switchgrass) is the source of this 2026-nucleotide messenger RNA. Its product is annotated as F-box/FBD/LRR-repeat protein At1g13570-like. Gene Ontology annotation, molecular function: protein binding. The record is from RefSeq and is a predicted model, not a curated record. The transcript has 6 exons. The coding region runs from base 66 to 1388 and encodes 440 amino acids. NCBI's taxonomy places the organism in Eukaryota, Viridiplantae, Streptophyta, Magnoliopsida, Poales, Poaceae.